Messenger RNA from Monascus purpureus, 1176 nucleotides. NCBI's taxonomy places the organism in Eukaryota, Fungi, Ascomycota, Eurotiomycetes, Eurotiales, Aspergillaceae. The record is from the annotation of a GenBank genome assembly.
AUGGAUGCCAUCUUCGCCCUCCCACUCGCCAUCUCCACACUUUCUUCUUUCGGCGCAAGUGUGAACCUUAUCGCUUUCUACGUGAUCUGGGCGACAUUGGUCUUCUCCUCCAACCCGGUGCGCAUCGAACUAGUCGGGACUGCAGCCGUGCGCCUUCUAUUCUACGUGUUUCCCUCCUUGCUAUUCUUCCUAUUUGACAUUUUGAUUCCUUCUCUUGCCGUGGUCCUAAAGGCGCAUGGCGAAAAGGGACUACCGGGUGGUAAGAAACGGGGCAGGAUUCGAUUGAAGGAAAUCAAGGUUGCAGGAUGGGCGCUGCUCAACAUUGUCUUGAGCAUUGCCGCGCAGGCUGGUAUUGAAUAUUUUCGGAUUCGAGUGUUGGGAUGGCGGAGGGCACUUAGGGUUCAGGUAAAAUUGCCUAUGCCAUGGGAGAUUGUGACGGAUUUGGCCAGGGUGCUUUUAAGUAGGGAGGUUCUAUCGUAUAUCCUCCACCGUUUUGGUUGCCAUUCACGGAGAUCCAUACCCUUCAUUGCCUCGUCUCAUCAGACUUGGUACCAUGCUCUUCAUGCUCCGUUUCCUCUAACGGCUCACUACGACCAUCCUAUCGCCUACCUCCUAACUAGAUUCGUCCCGACCUACUUCCCUGCCAUGUUCUUCCGUAUACACCUCCUCACCUUCUUCCUCUACCUCGCCCUGAUAUCCAUUGAGGAGACAUUCGCCUACUCCGGAUACGUAUUGAGACCCGCAAGCUUCUUCCUGGGCGGUGUUGCUCGCAGAGCGGAUAGACAUGUGCUAUGUCAGGGCAAGGGCAACUUCGGACCAUGGGGACUACUGGACCGGAUUUGCGGGUCUAAUGCUGUAAUGGAGGAAGAAGAUGAAGAGAAGGACAAGGAGAGGGAAAAGGAUACAGUGAAGGGAAAUGAGAAAGAGAAGUCGACAGAGAUAAUAGGGCAAGAAAACAACAUCACGAAUCAUCAUAAUAAUGAGGGCGAAAAUGAUGAAGUUAUCGAAAUUGAUAUCGAUGAAAUCGCGAAGAUGAUCGAAGCACCGAAACGGAGGUCCAGGACUAGUUCGAGGAAAAGUGGCACGACGCCUGUGAAGAGAAGGCUCAAAAGGGGAAGAAGAAGUCAUGAUGGAUAUGACCAUGGUGACUACAAUUGGCGUCCUCGUCAUGAUUAA